Molecule: messenger RNA, 718 nt
Organism: Toxotes jaculatrix (banded archerfish)
Lineage: Eukaryota; Metazoa; Chordata; Actinopteri; Toxotidae
Product: putative protein TPRXL
Exons: 5
Coding region: 164-613 (149 amino acids)
Source: RefSeq, a predicted model, not a curated record
CGUCACUCCGCCGACGCCUCGACGAGCCGAGGAGCUGCAGCUUCAAACCAAUUGAAACGCUGCAUUCACUGUCUCCUCACACUGUCAGGACAUCAGAGCGCUCUGUCUGCAGCUGCUAACAGAUGAACUCUCUCUGAAGCUCCACCCACUGCAGACGUUCAUCAUGAGGUCUGUGUCUCCGCCUACGUCCACCUCGGGGACAGCAGGACGAGAAACUCAGCUCCCGUCCUCUUCAUCGUCUCUGUCUCCUCAUCUGUCUCUGCAAAGUCCAGAGCUGCAAGCCGAGUUUCUCCAAGAGUGUCGGAACAAAUUUCAGUCUCCUAGUGAAUCCAGUGUGGUCUCCUCCCCCUUUAGUCCCCCUCCCUCCUCCUCUCCAUGGAGCUCCUCGUCCUCCUCGUCCUCUCCCUCCUACAGCAGCAGACCAGCUCGUCUGUCCCUGUCCAGCCCCGAGCUCCUUUCAGAGCUGAGGGAGUCCAGGACCCGCCCCCUUCGACGUGUCCCCACCCACAACGGACUGACCACCGUCUUCUCUGGACGGGGAGGACGAGGAGGACGACAGGCCUCUGGUCCCGCCCUCUCCACAGGAGCAGCCAAUCAGAUGACUUCACACUGACCUCACCUGGAGUCCAGCUCUGAGACGGAUGCUCACAGUGAGACCACGGCACUUUUUCAAGGUAAAAGCUCGGAGCUUCCUGAGCUGCUGGAGCGCGCUCACUGA